Protobothrops mucrosquamatus (brown spotted pit viper) is the source of this 642-nucleotide messenger RNA. RefSeq names its product runt-related transcription factor 1. The record is from RefSeq and is a predicted model, not a curated record. Gene Ontology annotation, molecular function: DNA-binding transcription factor activity, RNA polymerase II-specific; ATP binding; RNA polymerase II cis-regulatory region sequence-specific DNA binding. NCBI's taxonomy places the organism in Eukaryota, Metazoa, Chordata, Lepidosauria, Squamata, Viperidae. Gene Ontology annotation, biological process: neuron differentiation; regulation of transcription by RNA polymerase II; hemopoiesis. Gene Ontology annotation, cellular component: nucleus.
GCCCUCUGAGGACCUUUUUCACUCAAAAGGCUUGUUGUGAUGCGUAUCCCCGUAGAUACCAGCACCAGCCGCCGCUUCACGCCGCCCUCCACCACUCUGAGCCCGGGCAAGAUGAGCGACGCGCUGCCGCUGGUCGGCCAAGAGAACGGCGGCAGCGCCCUGGUGGGGAAGCUGAGAAGCGCAGACCGCAGCAUGGUGGAUGUCUUAGCCGAUCAUCCGGGAGAACUGGUCCGCACCGACAGUCCCAACUUCCUCUGCUCUGUCCUGCCGACCCAUUGGAGGUGCAACAAGACUCUGCCGAUCGCCUUCAAGGUGGUCGCAUUAGGAGAUGUCCCUGAUGGGACUUUGGUCACAGUUAUGGCUGGAAAUGAUGAAAACUACUCUGCAGAACUCAGAAAUGCUACUGCUGCCAUGAAGAAUCAAGUAGCAAGAUUCAACGAUCUAAGAUUUGUCGGUAGAAGUGGAAGAGGGAAGAGCUUCACAUUGACUAUCACAGUCUUCACAAAUCCUCCACAAGUAGCCACGUACCAUAGAGCUAUCAAGAUAACAGUGGAUGGACCUCGAGAACCAAGAAGACAUCGUCAGAAACUGGACGAGCAGACAAAGACUGGAAGUUUGUCCUUUUCAGAGCGCCUGAGUGAA